GCCCCAUCCCCUCCCUUCCCUUCACGUGCACCCCGUGAAUGCAGGAGCUGCCGAAGCGCCGAGGCAUGGCUGAGGGGUGGCUGCGCUGCCUGCAGGCAGGAAAGGACGGAGGGCCGGAGGGCAGCGUGGGGGACUCGGACGACCUGGACGACAGCCUGACCAGCCUCAUGUGGCUGCAGGACUUCUCGAUCAGCGCCUGCAUGGGCAAGUCCUCCUGCUGCCCCAGUGACCCGGACCCCCAGGACUGUCACAGCAUCCCCAGCUCUGCCGUGCCGUGCUCGCCCCUGGCCACCGACCCAGCACGCGUGGGCAUGCCCCACGCUCCUUGCAAGCCCAUCUCCUCCUCCACCUUGAGGACGGCGCACCACCCCAUGGCCGCACACCCUCAGCUCGCGCAGGACAUCGACUACAAGACCAACCCACACAUCAAGCCACCCUACUCCUACACCACCCUCAUCUGCAUGGCGAUGGAAGCCAGCCAGAAGCCCAAAAUCACCCUCUCCGCCAUCUACAAGUGGAUUACUGACACCUUCUGCUACUUCCGACACGCCGAUCCCAACUGGCAGAACUCCAUCCGACACAACCUGUCCUUGAACAAGGGCUUCAUCAAGGUGCCCCGGGAGAAGGGCGAGCGAGGGAAAGGUGGGUUUUGGAAGCUUGACCCCCAAUACGCCGACCGGCUCAAGAGUGGUGCCUUCAAAAAGUGGAGGAUGCCCCCGGUGCAGAUCCACCCGGCCGUCACCGACAGAGCCCAGCAAGAAGCACAGAGCGUUGCCAGCCCGGCCACUUCAGCUUGCGCCUCCAGUAACAGCCUCAACGUCAGCGUGGAGUUACAGCAGCUGCUGAAGGAGUUUGAAGAAGUCACCGGUGACCAGACCUGGAACCCAGCGGAUGGCAAAGCAGGGCACAAGCGCAAGCAGCCCUUGCCCGAGCAAACGGCCAAGGCGCCUCGGCUUUCCAACUCUGCCUUGCUGACCCAGGAAGAGCAGACUGAGCUGGCAACACUGAAAGGCAGCCUUGACUGGGAAGCCAUCCUCAACACCACCCUGAAUGGAGACGUCUCCACUUUUGGGGACCUGGAGCUCACGCCUCCCAUCAGCCCCAUAACACGCGACCUGGACUUGAUGCUACAUGGGCACCACAUCGCCUCUCCCCAGGGGCAGGAGCACGUCCUCACCGAAGCCAACCACGACGACCUGGACUUUGAUGAAACCUUCAUGGCCGCGGCCUUCCUGCAGCACCCCUGGCACCAAGGGACAAACGAUUACCUCUCCAACUCCGGCAACGUGGAGGAGGUGUUUGAACUCAGCGACGGCUCUUUGCCAGCAGAUGUGAGCGACUGGAGCAGUCUGGCGUCCCUCUUAUAA
Phalacrocorax carbo (great cormorant) is the source of this 1367-nucleotide messenger RNA. The record is from RefSeq and is a predicted model, not a curated record. Lineage: Eukaryota; Metazoa; Chordata; Aves; Suliformes; Phalacrocoracidae.